Rubroshorea leprosula is the source of this 1771-nucleotide messenger RNA. The record is from the annotation of a GenBank genome assembly. Lineage: Eukaryota; Viridiplantae; Streptophyta; Magnoliopsida; Malvales; Dipterocarpaceae.
CCAACCUCUGCUUCCCCAAUUUCAUCUGAGAUUCUCGCCCAACUGGGUCCUAUAUAUGGAAUCAAAUCUCUUUUAUCUAUGAUUUCAAUUUCGGUAUUGCAAAUCCCAAUUUUGGCACAAUUGGUCGGCAAUUGGCAGGCUCGGGUCUCCGUCCAACCACUCAUAAAUCCAAGUAAGCUUAGCAGGAAUUUGAUGGCAAUUGCUUGGUUCAGGUGUACAGUGUUCAGGCUUGCAUCUCAAAGACUCCAACAUUACUUUGAAAUACUGAAUUUGUCCAGACUGGAGCUUUUCAAGCUACUCACAUAUUGAUAAUUGCAUAACAGAUAAUAGGUCCUGUGGGGUUUCAAACUCAUUUGUCAAUCACAGAGUUGAUGGAACUCCUGUAUGCAUUCCGGUUGCUCAACCAAAAAUUGUCCGAAUCUUAGGACCUUCCAAGAAUAAUUCUGCUAAAAAAUGUGGUUCCACCAUUUCAACUAAAUAAAGUCCAGUAAUCAACCUCAAAGGUUGCUUUGUACUGUCUACUACUGUAAAAGAUGUGAGAAGUGAUGAUGCGUGUAGAGGCCUACAUGAUCUGGCUACCUAGUAUUCUGCUGAUAAAGUAAAAAUAUUCCACACUUGCCUUCUGAUAAAACGAAAGGCCAGAGUGACAAAAGCUUUUCUUGAGAUGGACCUAUAUGUGAUGAUCUGGUGAAGCAGUUGAAGAAGGGUGCACUGAUGAUGAUGCUAAUGGUGUUAAUUUUAAGAUAGUUUCUGAUGGUGAAAGGCAACGGGAAAAGGAGUGUGGAGAGUAGGCCUCCUCCAGCUAAGAAGUCUCACUGCUAAUAAUCUGGGAAGCAAAGAAGGAAACAGGACAGAGGGGAAGCACCCUCAAAGUGAAAAUAUACAGGAUACUUUCCUUGGGUUGCCAGCACUCUGCAAGUGGCAGAAUCAGGCACACUCUCACGUGAAGCAUCUUACUCAUGGCACCUUUGAACACUGAACAAUCAAAAAGACAACCAGGGAAAGCAACAAGGCAAUAUCUUAUCAUUCUUGGAGACAGUUAACCUGGGCAGAAUGAAGUUUCUGCUCUUCCUAGCCAUCAUCCUUCACUGGAUUUCGUUCUUUCUUUUGGUUAGACAAUAUUAAUUCAUAUUCAUCUAUACAAUUUCUAUGUUUUAAUGGGAAGUCCAAACUCCAAAGUAAGCUAUUUGCCUCCGGAUUUCCACCUUCCUUUGCUAGGAUGCAGUUUGAAACUGCUUUUGUAAAUAACCUCCUUUAUGAAUAUUACUGGAUAAGCUUGAAAUUCUCCACCUAUGUUCCAUGCCAAGCUUGCAAGUACUUGUAAGCGUGGAUAAUCUUACAGGGCUGGAAAUCGUCUACCUGUCUCACAACCAUCUUAACGGUGAAAUUCCGAUGUCGUUGGCAUCGCUGCCUCUGCUUAAUGACAUCGAUCUCUCAAACAACAGUCUCAGCGGCCCAAUGCCACAGACGAAGCAGCUCUGGUCAUUUCCGGUAUCUAGAUUCGAGAACAAUUCGGGGCUGUGCGGACACCAGUUGCAGGCUUGUGUGGACACCAGUUACAAGCUUCUGUAGCUUCGGAGGAUCCUUCUGAGGCGGAGGAAUUGGAGUGGUGGUUCUGGUUUGUUGUUGCGAUAGGGUUCAUCUCUGGGGUCGUGUGUGGAAUAUCUCUCGCAGAAUUUUGGUCUAGAAGAAUUGAAUAUCUGUUAAGGGAUGUCAUGAUUCUGAUGCAAUCGAAGAGGAAGACACUGUUGAAGAAAUGCAGUUAAAGACA